AUGCUGAACGGUACCGCUCUAGAGGCAGCCAUGCUCUUCCACGGGAUCUCCGGAGGCCACAUCCAAGGCAUCAUGGAGGAGAUGGAGCGCAGAUCCAAGACCGAGGCCCGCUUGGCCAAAGGCGCCCAGCUCAACGGCCGCGACGCGGGCAUGCCCCCGCUGAGCCCCGAGAAGCCCGCUCUGUGCGCCGGCUGCGGGGGCAAGAUCUCGGACAGGUACUACCUGCUGGCCGUGGACAAGCAGUGGCACUUGAGAUGCCUGAAGUGCUGUGAAUGUAAGCUGGCUCUCGAGUCCGAGCUCACCUGCUUCGCCAAGGACGGUAGCAUUUACUGCAAGGAGGAUUACUACAGAAGGUUCUCUGUGCAGAGAUGUGCCCGCUGCCACCUUGGCAUCUCCGCCUCCGAGAUGGUCAUGCGCGCCCGAGACUCUGUCUACCACCUGAGUUGUUUCACCUGCUCCACUUGCAACAAGACCCUGACCACGGGCGACCAUUUUGGCAUGAAGGACAGCCUGGUGUACUGCCGCGCCCACUUCGAGACCCUCUUGCAAGGGGAGUAUCCUCCGCAGCUGAGCUACACCGAGCUGGCGGCCAAGAGCGGCGGCUUGGCCCUGCCUUACUUCAAUGGCACUGGCACCGUGCAGAAGGGGCGGCCCCGGAAGCGGAAGAGCCCAGCGCUGGGAGUGGACAUCGUCAAUUACAACUCAGGUUGUAACGAGAAUGAGGCCGACCACUUGGACCGCGAUCAGCAGCCUUACCCACCCUCGCAGAAGACCAAGCGCAUGCGCACCUCCUUCAAGCACCACCAGCUCCGGACCAUGAAAUCCUACUUUGCCAUCAACCACAACCCGGAUGCCAAGGACCUCAAGCAGCUUGCUCAGAAAACAGGGCUGACCAAAAGAGUUUUGCAGGUUUGGUUCCAAAACGCACGAGCCAAAUUCAGAAGGAACCUUUUGCGGCAGGAGAAUGGGGGUGUUGAUAAAGCUGAUGGCACGUCGCUUCCGGCCCCGCCCUCAGCAGACAGCGGCGCUCUCACUCCACCCGGCACUGCGACCACUUUAACAGACCUGACCAAUCCCACUAUCACUGUAGUGACAGCCGUGACCUCUAACCUGGACAGCCACGAAUCCGGAAGUCCCUCACAAACUACCUUAACGAACCUUUUCUAA
Molecule: messenger RNA, 1167 nt
Organism: Equus quagga
Lineage: Eukaryota; Metazoa; Chordata; Mammalia; Perissodactyla; Equidae
Gene: LHX9
Product: LIM homeobox 9
Exons: 6
Coding region: 1-1167 (388 amino acids)
Biological process (GO): neuron differentiation; regulation of transcription by RNA polymerase II
Cellular component (GO): nucleus
Molecular function (GO): RNA polymerase II transcription regulatory region sequence-specific DNA binding; DNA-binding transcription factor activity, RNA polymerase II-specific
Source: RefSeq, a predicted model, not a curated record